Platichthys flesus (European flounder) is the source of this 371-nucleotide messenger RNA. RefSeq names its product integumentary mucin C.1-like. The record is from RefSeq and is a predicted model, not a curated record. Lineage: Eukaryota; Metazoa; Chordata; Actinopteri; Pleuronectiformes; Pleuronectidae. The coding region runs from base 78 to 371 and encodes 97 amino acids. The transcript has 4 exons.
UUGGACUGAGGCAGCUUCCAUCCCAAGGCAGCUACAGACACACAAUUCAGAGAAACUUUGUGCAAAAGAGAUUAAAGAUGCUCCUGAUCAUCCUGAUUCAACUCCUGAUCGUCGCAUCAGCAAAUGCCCAGGCAACCACCACUGUAGCAGCUACAACUGCAGCACCCACCACUGUAGCAGCUACAACUGAAGCACCAACCACUGCAGUACCCACCACGACGGCUGCUGGUGCCAUCACCACAACGGCUGCUGGUGCCAUCACCACGACGGCUGCAGCACCCACCACGACUGCUGCUGGUGCCAUCACCACAACGGCUGCAGCACCCACCACGACUGCUGCUGGUGUCAUCACCACGACGGCUGCUGUGUGA